Molecule: messenger RNA, 1878 nt
Organism: Necator americanus (New World hookworm)
Lineage: Eukaryota; Metazoa; Nematoda; Chromadorea; Rhabditida; Ancylostomatidae
Exons: 16
Coding region: 1-1878 (625 amino acids)
Biological process (GO): actin filament network formation; actin filament bundle assembly
Cellular component (GO): actin filament; actin filament bundle; cytoplasm
Molecular function (GO): calcium ion binding; actin filament binding
Source: RefSeq, a predicted model, not a curated record
AUGCUCACCAGUGAGCAGCUCACAGAUCUUUCAGAAAACUUUAAAACGGUAUCACAAAAUGGCUCGGGUUUCUUACCACAUAGUGAACUGCAGGCGGCUUUGAAGGUUCUUGGCAUUGAUGUUCCAGGUUACAAGAUGCGCGAGCUAUGCGAUCGAUAUGGUUUUACGAAUUCUGGCAAUGUGGAGCUCUCUCGAUUUGCUGCCCUUUUUGAUGAAUUAGAGCAGGCCAAGCAUCAAGAAACGAACAGAUGGAAGGAAAGGAUUGGAUCGGUAAGUGGUGCAUACACAAUACCAAGUGACAAGCAAGAGAACACAGUACAUACUAUCAGGACUGAGGAAGAAGUGGCAUUUUCAAAUUGGAUCAACUCUAAUUUGUCAACUGAUCCCGAUCUAAAACGACUGCUACCUGUGAUUCCGGAAGGAAAUGAUCUGUACACCAAAGUACAAGAUGGACUUAUUAUAUGCAAACUUGUGAAUUUGGCUGUUGCUGGUACCAUCGAUGAGAGAGCUAUCAACAAAAAGAACCUCAACACAUAUACGAAACUGGAAAAUCUCACACUGGCACUCAUGUCCGCACAAGCCAUUGGUUGUAAUAUCAUCAACAUCGAUAACAUAGAUCUUAGUAAAGGAACACCUCACCUUGUUCUUGGAUUACUUUGGCAGAUCAUCAGGAUAGGCCUAUUCAACCAGAUUGAUCUUCAACAUUGUCCCGGCUUGUUCCGACUAUUAAGAGAGGGAGAGACUCUUGAUGAUCUGAGGAGGCUCUCACCUGAGGAAAUCCUCAUGCGCUGGGUCAACUAUCAUAUGGAAAAUGCUGGGAUUUCACGUCGUUUAACCAACUUCACUACAGAUAUCAAUGACUCAGAGAUUUACACACAUCUUUUGAAUCAAAUAGCACCGUAUGGAAGUGGUGUGACUCUUGCACCUUUGUCUGUAACGGGAAAUGUCAGCCGUGCAGCAGCAAUGUUGGAUGAAGCGGAAAAAUUAGAUUGCCGAGAAUUCGUAACUCCGAAUGAUGUCGCCAGCGGGAAUUACAAGUUAAAUUUGGCGUUUGUUGCAAAUCUUUUCAACAAACAUCCAAACCUACCCGAUCCAGCAGCCGAUGAAAUUGUCGAGGAAGUCAUCGAGGAAACUCGUGAAGAAAAAACUUACCGAAACUGGAUGAAUUCUAUGGGAGUAAAUCCAUUCGUUAACUGGCUUUACAGUGAUCUGCAGAACGGAGUAGUAAUUUUCCAGCUCUACGACAUCAUUCGACCAGGAAUCGUGCAAUGGAAACGAGUCGUUAGGGUUUUCCACAAGCUAAGAGGAAUGAUGGAUCAGAUUCAGAAUUGCAAUUAUGCUGUUGAGCUUGGCAAGCAGCUUCGAUUUUCUUUGGUUGGUAUCCAAGGGAAAGAUAUCUACGAUGGCAACCAAACCCUUACUCUUGCCUUGGUAUGGCAGUUGAUGAGAGCAUACACCUUGACAGUACUGGCUCAAUGCACGCAGAGCGGAGACUCGCUUCCCGCCGACAAAGAUAUUGUGGCAUGGGUGAAUCAUAAGCUUUCUUCCUGCGGAAAGUCUUCUUCAAUCCGAUCAUUCCAAGAUCCUUGCAUAUCAGAUGCUCGAGUUGUGCUUGAUCUGAUUGACGCGAUCAAACCCAAUGUGAUAGACCAUUCAUUAGUAAAGCUUGAUGGGGGUCUGGAAAGCAACAUGGAAAAUGCCAAAUAUGCUAUCACAUGUGGUCGCAAAAUUGGUGCCAAAAUAUAUGCGUUGCCUGAGGAUAUUGUUGAGGUGAAGCCAAAAAUGGUAAUGACAGUAUUUGCUUGUCUCAUGGCUCGUGACUACAUGCCAGAUAUGAGGGAAUCUGCCGCUGCACCAGUCACUCCUUUGAUGUCUUAG